UUUUUUUUUUUAUAUUUCCAGGGUGGGAAACGCGCAUAUUCGUCGCAAUUUACACACAUUUCGUAUAUAUAUUCGUUUCUUAUAUAAAUUUUAGACUUAUUAUUUUCAAAAAAAAAACAAAUUCAAAUUCGUAUUUUUUAAAAAAAAAACAACCCAAACCUGUAACAUUUAUUAAAGUUAGAACUAUUCUUUUUUUUUUUUCACAAAAUAUUGGUUGGACCUUUUUCGUCAUAGGCGAAAAGAUCUUCCUCCAUUUUUUUUCGUAACAUAUUUUUUUUUUGUAUAUAACCUUUUUUUUCCUCUGCACGAUAAUAUCUUUCUUCCCUUACAAUAAAUAGAUGAUUAAAAAGUUUCAACCCGUUACAGGAUGCAUUUAUAGAAUACUUUUUUUCAUAUAAUCAUUCAAAUUCAUCAUUUUUCAUAUGCAUUUUCUUUCCUACCCUAACUCCGCACUUUUUUUUCAUUAAUAAUUUUUAAUUCAUAAUUCAUAUUUAAGUUUAAUUUUUUCUUUUUUUAAUUUUUUCUAUGGCAAAUAAUUCGUAUGGCAAAACCU
This is a messenger RNA of Rhizophagus irregularis DAOM 181602=DAOM 197198, 553 nucleotides long. NCBI's taxonomy places the organism in Eukaryota, Fungi, Glomeromycota, Glomeromycetes, Glomerales, Glomeraceae. The record is from RefSeq and is a predicted model, not a curated record.